This is a messenger RNA of Microthlaspi erraticum, 2802 nucleotides long. The record is from the annotation of a GenBank genome assembly. NCBI's taxonomy places the organism in Eukaryota, Viridiplantae, Streptophyta, Magnoliopsida, Brassicales, Brassicaceae.
AUGGAUUCUCGAGGUGACAGCUCCAGAUUCGGGCAAUACCCUACAAAGCCCUCAAGGAACAUGUCCUCAUCCUCCUCAGCCUCUGCUGCUUUCUUCUCAGCCAACCAGUCUCCUUUCUUCUCUCCAAGAUCUCCCAAAAUCAUCAACCAACAAGAACUCUCCGAAUCCACUCGCUCCGAUGCUCAAUGCGACAGCUUCGAGCCUGACCAUCGAAUAGCCUCGAGCAGUGUGAUCUCUUGCACGCCUUCUCGAUACGGAAGAGGGCAUGACUCAUCUUCGUAUACGCAAACAUCUUCCGUCUCUGUUUCGUACAACAGAGUGAGAUGCUGCGACGUGUUCUUGGGGUUACACGGACAAAAGCCAUCUCUGCUUCGGUUCGCGGACUGGUUAAGAGCUGAGCUGGAGUUUCAAGGGAUGAGUUGUUUCAUGUCGGACAGAGGACGGUGCAGGAGCUCAAGAAAACAGAGGAUCAUCGAGAGAGCUAUGGACGGAGCUUCCUUCGGUGUCAUCAUCUUAACGAGGAAGGCUUUCAAGAACCCUUACACGAUCGAGGAGCUUCGGUUUUUCUCCGAGAAGAAGAAUCUUGUUCCGGUUUUCUUCGAUCUUGCUCCAGGGGACUGUCUAGUGAGAGACAUAGUUGAGAAGAGAGGAGACUUGUGGGAGAAGCACGGAGGCGAGCUGUGGGAUUUGUACGGAGGGAUUGAGAGAGAGUGGAGAGAAGCCGUUCACGGGCUGUCUAGGGUUGAUGAGUGGAAGCUUGAGGCUCACGAAGGUAACUGGAGAGACUGUGUUUUCAGGGCGGUUUCGUUGCUGGCGAUGCGGUUGGGGAGGAGGAGUAUUGUUGAGCGGUUAGCGAAGUGGCGUGAUAAGGCGGAGAAGGAGGAGUUUCCUUAUCCGAGGAACGAGAGUUUCGUUGGGAGGAAGAAAGAGUUGGCUGAGCUGGAGUUUGUUCUGUUCGGAGAUGUUGCUGGAGACUCGGAGAGAGAUUACUUCGAGCUCAAGGCAAAACCGAUAAGGAAGAAGAAGAAGAAGAACGCUGUGACGCUAGGGUGGAGUAAUAAAGGAGGUUCGGCGAAAGGGAAAGAGAAGGUUGUGUGGAAGGAGUCGGAGAAGGAGAUUGAAAUGCAGAGCACGUGUCAUCAUCAUCAUCGGAGCACGAGGAGGAAGCGGUCGACGAAGGUUGUGUACGGGAAAGGUGUAGCUUGCGUUUCGGGAGAGUCAGGGAUUGGGAAGACAGAGCUGCUUCUUGAGUUUGCUUACAGGCAUCACCAGAGGUACAAGAUGGUGCUUUGGAUAGGAGGAGAGAGCCGUUACAUUCGUCAGAACUAUUUAAAUCUUUAUCAGUAUCUUGAGGUUGACGUUGGGGUUGAGAGCUGUUCCGAUAAGACGAAGGUGAAGAGCUUUGAGGAGCAGGAAGACGCUGCGGUUGCGAGGAUCAGGAAAGAGCUGAUGAGGAACAUACCGUUCUUGGUUGUGAUUGAUAAUUUGGAGAGUGAGAAGGACUGGUGGGACUCGAAGCUUGUGAUGGAUCUUCUUCCUAGGUUUGGAGGAGGGAGUCACAUUUUGAUAUCGACGCGUUUGUCUAGGGUUAUGAACAUGGAGCCGAUGAAGCUCUCGUACCUCUCCGGCGCUGAAGCUAUGGGGUUGAUGCAGGGGAGUGUGAAGGAUUAUCCGGUUUCGGAGAUGGAUGCGUUGAGAGCGGUUGAGGAGAAGCUUGGGCGGCUAACGUUAGGGUUAGCGGUUGUUGGAGCGAUUUUGUCGGAGCUUCCGAUAAACCCUAGCCGGCUUUUGGAUACUAUUAACAGAAUGCCGUUGAGAGAGGUUGUGUGUAGGGAAGGGAGUUUGUUGCGGCGGAGUUCGUUUCUGUUGCAGCUGUUUGAAGUUUGCUUUUCGAUCUUCGAUCACGCUGAUGGACCGAGGAGUUUAGCUACGAGGAUGGUGGUUGCGAGCGGGUGGUUGGCUCCGGCUCCGGUUCCGGCUUCUUUGUUGGCUUUGGCUGCUUAUAAGCUCCCUGAGAGGCAUAGAGGUCCGAAACGGUUAUGGAGGAGACUGAGACGAGCGAUAACGUGCGGUUUUGCGUCUUCGAGGUCGAAGCGGUCUGGAGGUGAGGCUGCUUCCAUGUUGCUUAGGUUCAACAUUGCUAGAAGUAGCAGUGUGAAGUUAGGGUUUAUACAGAUACACGAGCUUGUGAAGCUCUACGCGAGGAAUAGAGUGUUGGUGAACGAGAACGCGCCGGCGAUGGUUCAAGCGGUGAUAAGCCGCGGCUCGACGGUCGAGACCGCGGAGCAGAUAUGGGCGGUUUGUUUCUUGAUGUUCGGUUUCAGCAACGAGGCUCCGAGUAUUCACUUGAAAGUGACGGAGCUGUUGAGUCUUGUGAAGCAAGUAAUCUUGCCUCUGGCGAUCAGAACUUUCAUUACGUUUUCGCGGUGCAGCGCCGCGGUUGAGCUGCUUAGGGUGUGCACGAACGCUCUUGAAGCGGCGGACCAGACGCUGGUUACGCCGGUGGAGAAGUGGCUGGACAAGUCGCUUUGCUGGAGACCUGUUCAGACGAGUGCACAGCUAAACCCUGUUCUUUGGGAAGAGCUUGCUCUGGCUCGAGCCACAGUGUUGGAGACUCGAGCUAAGCUGAUGUUAAGGGGAGGACAGUUCGGUUUGGCUGAUGAUUUGAUCAGAAAGGCGAUCUUUAUAAGGACUUCGAUCUCAGGAGAGGAUCAUCCUGGGACUGUGUCGGCUAGAGAGACGUUGAGUAAGUUAACGAGACUUUUGUCCAAUGUUCAUCAGAUUCAUAACACUUCACCGUAG